Acanthosepion pharaonis is the source of this 1458-nucleotide messenger RNA. The record is from the annotation of a GenBank genome assembly. Lineage: Eukaryota; Metazoa; Mollusca; Cephalopoda; Sepiida; Sepiidae.
AUGACUGUACAGCUGAUUCUGCUCCCUGCAUGGUUCCAGCUUGUCAUCUUGGCUGUUUACGCAAAUCCAGCAUCUUCAGACUGUCAUCAGAUGUUCAGAAGCAGACUGAAGAAAUCAGGAACAUUUGCAUCUCCUGGAUUUCCUUCUCACUAUCCAGAACUAGUGUCCUGUCGGUACAUCUUCGAAGCUGUUGGAGAUGAACGGAUUAAAAUUAAGUUUGAUUACUUUGAACUUGAAGGAAAUACAGAUGCUGGAUGUCAGUUUGAUUUUGUUGACAUUUUUGGAGUGGACCACAUGGGCUUCAAGACAUUGAUGAAUCGAUUCUGUGGAGCUGAAAUGCCCCCUCCCAUCAUAUCAAUUCAACCAAAAGUAGAAAUGUUUUUUAAAUCUGAUUAUACCAAAAGUCUGCGAGGAUUCCUUGGACACUAUGAAUUUCUAAAUGAUGCCUGGCAGCCAUUUGGACCUCCAGACAAAAUAUGUGGACCUGAGGUUGUCCAUGGCAUGGGUGGUGUCAUUACAUCCCCACAUUUUCCUGCUCCUUUCCCAGGAAAUAUCCAGUGUACUUGGCUAAUAAAAGUGGAGAGUAAAUACAAAAUUCUCCUCAACUUUGUAUUCCUGGAUAUCAAAAAUACCGGCUGGAAUACACUUCGUGACAAUGAUGGGCUUCAACCCUUAUCUCCAAGCGAGCCAAGGAAAUCAUCAUUUUUGACAGCUUCCCAGGGGGAUUACUGUGAAGAGGCUGGCCUAUCAAUUUAUGAUGGAUUUGCUGACCCAUCAACAAUGCCAGCAGAAAAUGUUUGUGGUCGCCUUUAUGCUGACCAUGGGGGACAAAAAGAGUUUGUUUCAAGGUCCUCAAGGAUUACCUUGAGAUUUAUUGCUGGCCAUAGCAAUCAAAACAAAGAUGGUGGUUUUAAGCUGGCUUGGUCAGCUGUCCGGACAGCUGAAGAUGGUCCCUGCUCAGGAUUUUUGUGCCAAGGAAGUGAAAGUUGCACAAGCAGUGGCAAAGCUGACUGUGAUAACAUUCCACAGUAUUGCAUCGACAGUUCAUUGCGAUGCAACAAAAUACCAAACUGUGCAGCCCUAGAUAAUAGUGAUGAAAAAAACUGUUUAGAAGAAAUUCUUCUAAUAACAGCCUGUGUUGUGGCACCUCUAAUAUUUGUUCUUCUACUAACAGUCAUCAUAGUAUACUGCUAUCGAAGACGGCGUUUCCAAAAAUCAUCUUCCCAAAGUCAACAGUUGACUUCACACCUACCCCCACUAGAUCAGAGUCCUCUUUCACGCCGACACUGUGUUAUGCAGACCUCCUUCAUUGAUGGCAGUCAAGGAGAGGAUGAUGAUGGAAUUGGUUCUUCCACAGAAGAAUAUUGCAACAAUCCCAACAGCAAAAAUAAGGCUGCUUACCAACUAAUGAAACGAGCUACUAUCAAUGACAGCCAUGUUGUCGUGGCUGAUAUAUGA